ACCUGCACCUACUGGAAAGGAAGAAAGAGAGAAAUAUAGAUAGGAAUCAAGUCAACAGAUAUAUAGAGGGAAAUUACUCUAAGUAUAUUAAAAUAUACACUGAUGCAUCAAAAGUAGACAUUAACAGAGUAGGAGUUGCAUUUAUAAUCCCAGAUUUAAAUGUAGUGUCAAAUAAAAGAGUUAGUAACAACCUUUCAGUAUUCACAGGGGAAAUGUUGGCUAUUCUUUUAGCCCUUGAGUGGACAGAAAGCAGCAAACCAGAUAAAGUUUUAAUAGGAUCAGAUUCUAGCAGUGCGUUAACCAGUUUCAAGAGUAUACAGUCAGAGGCAAGACAGGACAUUAUGCUGGAAAUAGCUCAAACUAUCUUCGGAAUUACUAAAGCAGGAGUAAUAGUGAAAUUCAUCUGGAUUCCAGCACAUAUAGGGGUAGAGGGAAAUGAACUGGCAGACAAAUAUGCAAAAGAUGCAAUUAAGAAAGUAGAAGGAAAUAUGACAGUAAAUUAUAGUAAGGCUGAAGUUAAAAGCAUAAUUAAAGUAGAAAUGAAAAGAAAUGGCAGGAAAUUUGAAUUUGAAACGAAAGGUAGACGUUACUAUAGUAUCCAAAAGGAAGUAGGAGAAAUGAGGGGAACCAGUAGAGCAAAAAAAAGAAGACAUUAUCUCGAGGAUGAGGUUUGGGCAUACUGGUCUUAAUAGUACACUGAAGAUAAUUGAUAAACAUGGGACUGGUCUGUGUGAGUAUUGUAACAUACAGGAAACUGUAGAACGUGUAAUUAUCAAUUGUCCUAGGCACAGCAGGAAAGGCAGAUGCUAAAAAACAAACUGGGAAGAGAUCGCAUCAAGUUCGGGUUAAAGGAGUUACUCCAAUUGAACUCAGGGCAUGUGGGGUACAGGGCAAUAUUUAGUUUUUUUGGAAAAGACAGGACUUAGAAGAAGACUAUAGGGUAGGCUUAAGAUCAUUCUGAUCCACACUCCAUUUCAGAAGGUGUCGGUAAUGCACCAAAAGCUAACCGCCAUAAAACACCAGAAGAAGAAGAAGAAGAAGAAGAAGAAGAAGAAGAAGACAUGCGCAGUGAUACCCACGGUCUCUUCAGACACCCAAAGUAUGUAUCCUGUAAGCGGAUUGCAGUGUUUCUCAGCAUGGAUGAUGAAGUGCGCACUGAGGAAAUCAUCAAAGAUGUGUUUAAAUGGGGUAAAAGCUGCUUCAUUCCCAGAUAUGAGAGCAGCAGCAGCCAUAUGGACAUGUUGAAGCUCGACAGUCUGCAGGACAUGGAGACGCUGCCUCUGACAUCCUGGAACAUCCGACAGCCUGCUGAAGAUGACAACAGCAGAGAGGAAGCGCUGGCUACAGGAGGUCUGGACCUCAUCCUGAUGCCAGGCCUGGGUUUUGACCGGUUGGGGAAGCGUCUGGGACGAGGGAAGGGCUUCUAUGACACCUACUUGGAGCACUGCAUCAGACAACCCAAAGGAAAGCCCUACACCAUUGCCUUGGCCUUCAAAGAGCAGCUGUGUCAAGAAAUCCCUGUCGACGACAAUGAUGUUUUCAUAGAUGAAGUCCUGUAUGAGGAUAAUGAGUAGCUAAUGAAUCACCAGUGGUGGUCCAUGAACUCAAAACUGGAUAUAUUUACAUGCCAAAGUCAGCCAAUGGUUUAACCUGGCCUUUCUAUUUAAUACUAAUAGACUCUUUCACUGCAGACAUUUUGACUUGUUAUAGCAGAAAUAGCCCAGGUGGAACCAAUAAGACUAAUGAUGGUCCAUUGGAAUGGCCUAUUGGAAUAUAGCAGUUAUUCGGGGCUGGGCAGCUAGGCUGUAAAUUUCUGAAUUGUAUCUGAAAAACAGAAUUUUUGACAGUAUUUUGAAUACUAUCCUCAUGUAAACCAUUGCAGUCAAUGGAAGUCUUUAAACAUCAGUUUGUCAUUUAUGGAACAGUCAAUCUUUGCUUAUGUUAAGCUGUUAUCACAACCCUGGUCUUAGUGUGAAGCCACCUGUUAUUUUUGUUUCUGCGGGUAGCUCAACGUGAUCACGACGUGCCAAUGGUGACAAAGGUUGUGAGUGCAAGACCCGGGUGAUGCACAAUGAACAAUUUAUAUCAGUAGUCAUCAACCCUGCUCCUGCCAUGCAUGUUUUAGGUAUCAUCCACCUCUAACGCAUCUGAUUCUAAUUAUUAACUCGUUAUCCAGCCCAUGACAAGCUUCAGCUGCUUCCUUUCACAUUUUUUGCUCAAAUUACAUCAAACUAACAGAUGGUUUCUCGCUUGGCAGAUAGUUCAGCAAGAUCAUGACUUGACCUUGGUGUCUAAGAUUGUGAGUUUGAGUCCUGGGUGAUGCAGAAUAAACAUGCUAAUGUCUAGUCAGCCAUUGUGCUGUAUGAAUUAGAGAAGCAUGACUUCAAGGUUUAAUAACUUCAACAUGGGAUGUUAUGCUGAUGGCCUGCCUUUGUCUUUUUCUCCUUACUUCUCCUUCCCUGGCCCCGACUUGUAGCUAUAAUUAAUGUUAUUAUUUCCACCUGGGGUUUUCCUGCUAUGGCUUGAUGAUCUGUUAUGGCAUUAUAUAGGUUAAGCUACUAAUUCAAUGUCUGUAUUGAUAUUUGCGUUGAAGGUGCUGAAACCUGAUAUUUUGUGCCAGUGUUCUGCUCUUUGUCAUGCUGAUGUUGCCAUAAAAAGCUAUUAAAAGGCAGGUUUUGCGAACCACAAAAUACUUUUAAAAUGAAGACUUCAUUGACAACAAACAAUGGACAAUUAAAUGAAAAUAAGUGCAAAUAAAGUUGUAUUGGGAAAAGUA
Messenger RNA from Siniperca chuatsi (mandarin fish), 2776 nucleotides. It is a transcript of the gene mthfs, whose product is annotated as 5,10-methenyltetrahydrofolate synthetase (5-formyltetrahydrofolate cyclo-ligase). The transcript has 3 exons. The coding region runs from base 1062 to 1574 and encodes 170 amino acids. Gene Ontology annotation, molecular function: 5-formyltetrahydrofolate cyclo-ligase activity. Gene Ontology annotation, biological process: folic acid-containing compound biosynthetic process; tetrahydrofolate interconversion. Gene Ontology annotation, cellular component: mitochondrion. The record is from RefSeq and is a predicted model, not a curated record. NCBI's taxonomy places the organism in Eukaryota, Metazoa, Chordata, Actinopteri, Centrarchiformes, Sinipercidae.